AAAUUAUUUCAGACUUUCUCACUUAGUGGGGCAGCCUCUAGUUGAACUAACCUUAUGGUGGGAUGCAUGAUGCAUCGAGCUUGCAGGAGCUUUAGUGGGGUUCUACAGGUAGGUACCCGCCUAAACUUUCGUGCUUUUAGCAGAUGAUGGAGGGGUCAUGGCAGUAUCCAUCUAUCAGGGAUUACGGUAACCCUUUGUUCGGUAGUCGGCGAGAAUGCCCUGAGGUGAGGUAUGUAAGUAUCGGUUAAGUACCCCGGUAUUCGGUGUAAUCCACGUCUUAUCACUUUAUCGAGUGGCACACGAACUGGGUAGGUACCGCAAAGAUCCCUACGUAUUGAAUCCGUAGCAGCUAUAUCAUUGAGAGCACAUUUCGUCAAAGCCUUGGACUCGAUUUCAAUUUCGACUUCAAUGUUUCUAAUUUGCGCAAUCAAACUUAGAUUACCAACGCCUGCACUGCAUUCAAAAGUCUACCUGUGGCAAUUCCAUUGGAGUUAAUUUACAACAAGCUAUCGAGGACGAAGCGGUCUUUUUAAGAUCCCAACGCGGACUGAUUUUCAACAUGGCGGAUAGGUCGAUGCCCUCGUCCUUCGACGAAAAUAAAGAUUACAAUGAAACUGCGGCUCAGAAGAUAGGCCGUAAGCUACGAGAGGAGCCUCUCAUCCCACUCGGCACCUUACUCACCACCCUCGCCGUCAUCAAUGCCUGGCGAGCUAUGCGCCGUGGCGACCAUGCGCAGGUGCAGCGCAUGUUUCGGGCACGAGUGGGCGCCCAGGCCUUUACAGUCCUAGCAAUAGUGGCCGGCGGCGCAUAUUAUGGGGCGGAUAGGGAGAAGCGAAAGGAGCUGAUCAAAUUAGAGGCCCAGCAGCGCGCCGAGGAAAGGCACCAAAAGUGGUUGAAAGAACUCGAGGUUAGGGAUGAAGAAGACAAACAUUUGAAGGCCGCCAUGAAGAGGAGACAGGAGCGCGUCCAGCAAAGACGUGCCCAAGAGAAAGAGAAGGGAGACGUGCUGGAGGAUGAGACCCGGUCCAAUACCGAUAGCGACGGGCAGGAUAAAAAGGAGACAUCGAAUGUUUUGGGCGCUUUGGCAGAUGUUGGCGGUUGGUUUGGGACGAGGAAGAGUGAGAGCGCAAACAUACCUGAAGAUAAAAAGGCCGAGAAGAUGGCAAAAGCGGAAGCCACUAAGAAAUAAAUCAUCAUACACAUACAUUAUCAAGCUUAUGAUCGGGUUGACUUCCCUAAAAGCAGCGAGGUAUCAAAAUGGGAUCGGAAGGAAACAGCCAGAGGACAUCUGGGAUGGUAGGGGACCAAAAGCUGGGCUCUGUUGAUAGGUUGUCUAUAAAGGACCA
Messenger RNA from Annulohypoxylon truncatum, 1346 nucleotides. RefSeq names its product hypoxia induced protein conserved region-domain-containing protein. NCBI's taxonomy places the organism in Eukaryota, Fungi, Ascomycota, Sordariomycetes, Xylariales, Hypoxylaceae. The record is from RefSeq and is a predicted model, not a curated record. The coding region runs from base 560 to 1189 and encodes 209 amino acids. The transcript has 3 exons. Gene Ontology annotation, cellular component: mitochondrion. Gene Ontology annotation, biological process: mitochondrial respirasome assembly.